Messenger RNA from Oppiella nova, 912 nucleotides. The record is from the annotation of a GenBank genome assembly. Lineage: Eukaryota; Metazoa; Arthropoda; Arachnida; Sarcoptiformes; Oppiidae.
UAUAAAUAGUGUCUAAAAUUCAUGGUUUUAGUUAUUAAUUGCUAAUAACACUCCAAGUUUGAUAUUAGACUCGGUGUUUGUAUAUAUUAUUUAUAAUUUAUAGUCACAGAGUAAUAUAUUUAAUAUAUUUAAAGUCUAUAUUAAAGUCAUAAAAUGAAUUCAAUAACCAUUGAAAUACUACUCAUUUGUGUGAUCGUCGGAAUCGUGGGAGUGUGGGGUCGACCGCACUGUGAGAUAUCGGAGGCGUCGGCCGACGAAUGUGGGAAACGAUUGAUGUUUAUCGGCGAACAGACCACUGGUCUCCCCAAGAAUGACGACGAGCUGAAGACCCGAUGCGGUCAAGUGAACGAAGGACUCGACUGUCUAAAGAAGUAUUCCAAGACCUGUUUGGAUCCGUUCGCCACACAAAUCAUGAAUAUUGUGAUCAAAAACGGCGACAAAUUAGAGGCAAAGUAUUGCAAAACGGAUAGCGAGAGAAAGAAAUUGUUGGAUGCCUUACAGUGCGCCCAGGGAUCUGAUCUAGGUCCACUGCACUUAUGUAUGGAGAAGUUUGUGGUGCAAAUGGAGCACUUGGCGGGUGUGACGGGUGACCACCGAAUACCGGCCACCUGUUGCUCAUUCCAGUUGAUGGAUCACUGCGUCCGGGAGGCCGGCGUCAAGAUAUGCUCACAAAAAGACAAAAUUGAUUACAUCACCAAAUUCUUGACCGAAAUGACGGGUGAGAUAGUUAAGACAGGUUGCGGCAAAUAUGACAGUCUGUCCCACUGUGACAGUGCUAUGGACAAGAAGGAGUGGGAUAACCUCAAGGCACUCGUGGCCUCCAAUGAUCCCAAAGAGAUUGCCGCCAAACGGGUCAAUACCUCGCCGUUUAUAGCACUGAAGAAUGUGUUGAAACAACUCAUGGAAGAGUGA